AAAAAAUCACAGUCACUUUACAACACAUCUUUCUUUCCUAACACUGCCCGCUAUGUCAUGGAUCGGGAUUAAGAAAGCUAUUAAUAGAGCGGGCACGCAAGUGAUGCUCAAAACAGGACACAUAGAGCAGACCAUCGAUAAGGAUUACGACUUUGAAGAGAAACGAUAUCGUACUUUGGAAGCCAGUUCUUUGAAAUUACAAAAACAAUUACGCAACUAUCUGGAAUGCUUGAAGUUAGUCACCAAUUCGCAAAUCAAUGUUGCUGAAGCAUUGAGUUCCUUCUAUGGAACAACCGCCUCCACCGCCAAACCCAAAGAAGCAAAUGGCACUGGUGAGGAAGACAACCAAGAACAACAACAACAACAACAACAAGAAGAAGCUGCCAAGUUUGAAUCACUUUCACAAGAAUACUAUCACACCCUUUUGAAAUUGAAUUCCGAUUGUGUUGCCAACUUUGAACAACCUUAUAACCAAACUGUUCUUAACCCAAUAGCAAGAUUCAAUUCCUACUAUAUUGAAAUAAAUGAUGCCAUUAAAAGAAGAACCAACAAACAAUUGGAUUAUGAUGCUAUGAAGAACAAACUCAAGAAAUUAAUGGAGAAGCCCCAAUUAGACCCUUCCUUUGAUCAAAAAGUGUCAGAAACAGCUUCCGAAGCUGAUGAAGCUGAACGAGCAUACCUGGAGAUCAACGACCAAUUGAAACGAGAAUUACCUAAGUUGGUUAGUUUACGGGUUCCAUAUUUUGAUCCUUCAUUUGAAGCAUUUGUCAAGAUUCAAACUAGGUUUUUCGGGGAAAGUUAUAGAGUAUUGAAUGGAUUGCAAGGGAAAUUGGAUGCUAGAACAAGAGAGGAUUAUGUUAGUGGGAAAUUGGAUAAACGGGUAGACGAAGUCUUGGACAAGAUGAGAGCAUUAGAGUUGUAGCAUUAAUAGUAAACACACAUAGUAAACACACAUAUCUC
This is a messenger RNA of Spathaspora passalidarum NRRL Y-27907, 960 nucleotides long. It is a transcript of the gene RVS162, whose product is annotated as Rvs162p. NCBI's taxonomy places the organism in Eukaryota, Fungi, Ascomycota, Pichiomycetes, Serinales, Debaryomycetaceae. The transcript has a single exon. Gene Ontology annotation, cellular component: medial cortex; actin cortical patch; Rvs161p-Rvs167p complex. Gene Ontology annotation, molecular function: protein binding; lipid binding. Bases 53 to 922 code for a protein of 289 amino acids. The record is from RefSeq and is a predicted model, not a curated record. Gene Ontology annotation, biological process: actin cortical patch localization; plasma membrane tubulation; endocytosis.